Molecule: messenger RNA, 3535 nt
Organism: Osmerus eperlanus (European smelt)
Lineage: Eukaryota; Metazoa; Chordata; Actinopteri; Osmeriformes; Osmeridae
Gene: kcnip4a
Product: potassium voltage-gated channel interacting protein 4a
Exons: 9
Coding region: 384-1058 (224 amino acids)
Biological process (GO): regulation of potassium ion transmembrane transport
Cellular component (GO): voltage-gated potassium channel complex
Molecular function (GO): calcium ion binding; potassium channel regulator activity
Source: RefSeq, a predicted model, not a curated record
GGGAGUAAAAGAGAGAGAGAGCAGCCUUACUGGGACCUGGAGAGAAACCGCUGGUGAGGAAAUAUUAAUCAGCUGACUGCUGAGAGGAGAGCGUCCCGGCGCUUACAGCAGAGAAGACCAGCCCUGGCGCCCAGCCUCGGAGCUCUUGGAGCACACACUGGAGACCGGACCCUCACUGCUCUCCACACGCACGAGCCGGCGCGGCCGCCACGCUCGCACACCAGGGCCAAAAACGAGAGCACAAACCCAGUUGCGGAGGGAGAAGAGGCAUCCUGUCAGUGUGGGAGGACUGGAGGUCUGGAAGGAAUUGAGAGAGAAAGGGAGGACCAUUGACGGGUUGGAACCCUGAAGAGCCCCUCCGUCGCUGACCUCCCCGAGCCAAGAUGAGCUGCAGGAAGAGGUGCAAGAGACAGAUCUUUAAAUGUGCCCACUACCUGUACAGGUUCAUCACUGGGACUCUCAACACAGACAGCGUAGAGGAUGAGCUGGAGCUGUCGGCCGUCCGCCAUCGCCCCGAAGGCCUGGAGCAGAUGGAGGCCCAGACUCGGUUCUCCCGCAAGGAGCUGCAGAUCCUCUACCGAGGCUUCAAGAACGAAUGUCCCAGCGGUGUGGUCAAUGAAGACACCUUUAAGGACAUCUAUUCGCAGUUCUUUCCACAGGGAGAUGCCUCGACGUACGCACAUUUCCUCUUCAACGCGUUCGACACGGACCACAACGGAUCUGUGAGUUUCGAGGACUUUGUGAUGGGCCUCUCUAUCCUGCUCCGAGGCACUGUCCAGGAAAAACUCAACUGGGCGUUUAAUCUUUACGACAUCAAUAAGGAUGGAUACAUUACGAAAGAGGAGAUGUUGGACAUCAUGAAGGCCAUCUAUGAUAUGAUGGGGAAGUGCACAUAUCCCAUCUUGAAGGAUGAGGCGCCACGGCAACAUGUGGAGAUAUUCUUUCAGAAGAUGGAUAAGAACAAGGAUGGGGUAGUUACCAUAGACGAGUUUAUAGACUGCUGCCAAAAUGAUGAGAACAUCAUGAGAUCCAUGCAGCUCUUUGAGAACGUCAUUUAACUCAUAGACAACCUGGAGAGCUUUGGAUAAGACCUUCAACUACAGACCUAUAACAUCAUACACUGUGGGAUGGUGCGCUAUGCAUACUAAUAACCUUGACCAUACGAGGGUGGACUGUACAUUACUAUUGUCCACAUGUAUGUAACAUCCUGGAAUCGCUGUCACCUGUAGUAGGAGAUAAACAAACCAAACAUAAUUUUACUCAAACACAAUUGAUCCUUGACAUUUGUAAAUAGUACAGUUAUGAUUGAUUAGAUCUACAAUUGUUCCAUUUGACACUGUCUUAAUCAAACCCAUUUGCUAAAGAAGCAUUUUAACACCAUGGCUGUAGUUCAUUCCCCAUUUACAGUGAAAAGUCCUAGAGCCUUUAUUGGCAUCUGCCUCAGCCUUCGAACAAACGCUAAAUUGUGCUUGGAAGGGUGAGUUCUGUGUGUGGGAUCUGUCACUAGCGAGUCACACGUUUGGUGGUGAAGGUUUCAACUGGGCUCACAUCCACAUGAACUGGCUGAACACAGCUGGUUUCUAUCCCCUGCGCUGUAACCAUGACCCAGCUCUCUUCCUCUCAGUGGGAAGAGACACUGUGAUCUGUGAGCUCCCAUUUAAGGGACAGCAGUGGACGUAGUAUUUGGGUUAAUCUGGGUUUCAGACGCUCCGCACUACAUACUGCUAAGCGUUCCAGAAUGUUCCUACAAACACAAGGUCUGUCCGUUGCUCUCUGAGGAAAACCUAUACAACAUAGAUUUGCAUUGUACCCUUUUUAAACAUGUAUAUACUAUAGAUAAGAGAUCUAUGAGGACAUUUUCAACUCUGUUUAUGUUACCUUGCCAACUAGAGUAAGACGAUGCAUUCUGGGAUUUUGAUGUCUGGUUGGGUGUUGAGAAACAUCAGAAGCACACAGGUAUCUGUACUACUAAUAAGGUGUCUUUGUCACAACAUAAUGCUGCUUUUAGUGUAUUUCAUUAAAAUCUUAUUAUGUGUAUGUUCCCUGUAAAGAGAUCCUGUAUUCUAUCCGUGGAUAUGUUUCCGUUCAUGUUUUGAAGCACUAUUUUGCCGUUUACACUGGUAUGAAAGUAUAUGUUUGAUUGAUUUAUAUGAUAUGGCAGUCAUUGUACAAAGAUAUUCGAGUGUACAGUAUUAUGGCUAUUAUCUCUCCUGGGUGAACUAUGGUCUUCAGAUCACUGUCCUUGAAGGAGGUCACGAGGUGUAGUUCUUAGCUAAAUGUACCUGCUCUGUCACUGGGUUUUCAGUUCACACGUGUUCUCCUCUGGUUUUUGGACUUGUGUCCAAUUUACUGAUUGGCUCUCAAUGUGAGCAGGCACACUGCAUGCAGUCCCUCCCUCCCAAUCUAACCAUGGAUGAGUGUGUGGGAGGGACGCCUUUGUUCCUAGCGCUGCAGCCCCCCUCACCCCCUCGACUCGACUUGGCUGGUAAGAGCUGAGGCAGAAGGUAGUUUGGCUUGGCCCCUCAUCUUCUCUACCCUGAUUGGGUGAGAUUGGCACAGUUUAAUUAUCUGUGGAAAUGUGUAUCCCUUGAUUCAAUUAGGCCAAUUAUUUCACCAUGUGAGACUAGGGGUGGGGGUGAGGGUGAGAACAUUCAUUUAAAGCCUCGUCUUUUCUUUCUAUCAUCCAAACGUCUUCUCAUUGUUUAGAUAGACCUUUGAUAGCAUGAUGUGCAUGACGCUAUUUUUACCGAUUCUCUGAUCUUGCACUCACACUGCAUCCUGCAGAUUGGCAUUUCUUAAAGCCUGAGAUGUUCUGUUUGUGUUGUUUUCCUGCUGGACUGUACCCAUCAAUACCUUUACUAUUGGCACUGUGACUUGCAUAUGCACAGGACAUGCAACGUUAUUUAUUUUGUGGAUUCUUAAUAUAAUGUCCAGGAGAAACUUGAAAACCGCAGAACCAAUGUGUGACUUUGUCAAAUGAAAAAUGUGACAAUGGCGCCACCUAGUGAAUUUAAAUUAUCAUCCAAAAACAGAAAUUGAUAUGUUUUUUUAUUUUCUUCUUCUUAUGGCUAGAGCCUAAGGAUAACCUUUAACACCAUGUAGAUCAUUUAAGAGAAAUGUGCAUAAGUAGAAAUGCAAGAUAUGUGUACAUGUCAAUUCAAAACAAAAACUAUGUGAUUGUGAAAUUUUAUUCCAUUAUUUUUCUUCUACCAAUCAUUUGAUGGAGUUUAGCCACCACUUACAUGAUAAUAUAAAUGUUGACGAGAUCAAAUCUCAGUCACUUCUCAGCACAUUGGACUCUACUGUGGAGUGAUCUUCGGAGAGUGUUGAUGGGAACAUGAAGUGUGUAAGUUCUGGGUGGUGCUGCUCGUGGUAUAGUAGCUCUGGGCUUCUACAGACUAGAAACAGCCAGGCCCCUCCAGGUAGCACCAGGUUAGAGCUCACAGGGCAUUUGAAAUGUAUAGUCAUGAUGUCUUAGUGUAAUUUAGGCGAGUGCAUUUUAUAAACAGGGACACAAUAAACCGCUCCGAAUGUU